Molecule: messenger RNA, 1803 nt
Organism: Mesoplodon densirostris (Blainville's beaked whale)
Lineage: Eukaryota; Metazoa; Chordata; Mammalia; Artiodactyla; Ziphiidae
Gene: BEST2
Product: bestrophin 2
Exons: 9
Coding region: 1-1527 (508 amino acids)
Molecular function (GO): chloride channel activity
Source: RefSeq, a predicted model, not a curated record
AUGACCGUCACGUACACAGCUUGCGUGGCGAACGCGCGCUUCGGCGGCUUCUCGAAGCUGCUGCUGCUGUGGCGCGGGAGCAUCUACAAACUUCUGUGGCGCGAGCUGCUGUGUUUCCUUGGGCUCUACAUGGCGCUGAGUGCCGCCUAUCGCUUCGUGCUGACCGAAGAGCAGAAGCGCUACUUUGAGAAGCUCGUUCUUUACUGCGACCAGUACGCCAGUCUCAUCCCGGUCUCUUUUGUGCUCGGCUUCUACGUAACGCUGGUGGUGCACCGCUGGUGGAACCAGUACCUAUGCAUGCCCCUGCCCGACGCGCUCAUGUGCGUGGUGGUCGGCACAGUGCAUGGGCGCGACGAGCGCGGCCGCCUCUACCGACGCACGCUUAUGCGCUAUGCAGGGCUCUCUGCUGUGCUUAUCCUGCGCUCUGUCAGCACCGCUGUCUUCAAGCGCUUCCCCACCAUAGACCACGUGGUGGAAGCAGGGUUUAUGACCCGCGAGGAGCGUAAGAAGUUCGAGAACCUGAACUCAUCCUACAACAAGUACUGGGUGCCUUGCGUCUGGUUCUCCAACCUGGCGGCGCAGGCUCUGCGCGAGGGCCGCAUUCGCAACAACGGAGCCCUUAAGCUGCUGCUGGAGGAGCUGACUGUGUUUCGGGGCAAGUGUGGGAUGCUCUUUCACUACGACUGGAUUAGCGUACCCCUUGUCUACACCCAGGUGGUGACCAUCGCUGUGUACAGCUACUUCCUGGCCUGCCUCAUCGGUCGCCAGUUCCUGGACCCGGCGCAGGGCUAUAAAGACCACGACCUGGACCUGUGCGUGCCCAUCUUCACCCUGCUGCAGUUCUUCUUCUACGCGGGCUGGCUCAAGGUAGCUGAGCAGCUCAUCAACCCCUUCGGAGAGGACGACGAUGACUUUGAGACCAACUUUCUGAUCGAUCGCAACUUCCAAGUGUCAAUGCUGGCCGUGGACGAGAUGUACGACGACCUGGCCAUGCUGGAGAAGGACCUGUACUGGGACAGAGCUGAGGCUCGCGCUCCCUAUACCGCGGCCACCGCCUUCCUGUUGCAGCAGCCCUCCUUCCAGGGCUCCACCUUCGACAUCACGCUGGCCAAGGAGGACAUGCAGUUCCAGCGGCAGGACGGCGUGGAUGCGCCUCUGAGCGAUGCACACGGCGACUUCCUGCAGCGCCUCCUGCCGGUGGGCGCGGGCAUGGCCGCUGGAGGCCUGCUGGGCCGGCGCCUGUCUUUACUGCGCCGCAAGAACAGCUGCGUGUCGGAGGAAUCCGCAGCCGCCAGCUGCGCAUGCGCGGGCGGCCCUGAUGGCGUGGCCCUAGAGUGCAGUUGCAGUAACGCGCUGCUAGACUUAGGCCUGCCGGAGCCGGAGUCUGGCCGCCACGCCGGCCGCGAGCCGCCAGCCCCCGGGCCACCCGCCGAGCCCUUCACCGUUGUGCCAAUGCCCGGGCCCCGGGGGCCGGCUCCACCCUGGCUGCCCAGCCCCAUUGGCGAGGAGGAGGAGAGUCUAACCUGAGACCCUUGGACCCUGGAUCCCCAAGGACAGGGAAAAUGCCCCAACACCGCCCGCAAGCAGUGGUUUGGGCUUUAUAAGCUGCCUGUGGACUCUUACCUGCCCGCUUCUUACCUGCCUGCGUCCCGCCUUUACGUUUGGCACAGAGGCUUGGAACGCCUCCUGUGGGCCAGGCACUGCACUGAGGGCAGGGUAUUCUUCCAGCAUCUUUCAACUGCCGGCCCUUACCACCAGCUCUACUUCCUACCCGCCACUGCGUGAGAGUUUUUAUCAGUGUGC